GUCUUUACAUUUCAGUACUUGUUAAAAAAGUCUAUCAAAAAAUUACUACUCUCUUUCUCUGCUUUAGUAACAGUGCCUUCCAAAGACUAGGUGCAAGAUUAAUGUUUGCAGUCAGUAAGCAUUUGUCCUGUUUCAGUGUUUUAGAAUCAUAAUACUGGGUGUCUGGGUUCCCUCUGUAUUGAUAGUGUAGACAGGUAUAAGGUUGGUACAAGGCAUUGCCUUAGAGUUUUCUUUGUGGGAAAUAAGGGAAUUAAAGGAAUUGGAUGACAGCAAAAUAAACAUUUAUUUUAAAUAAACAUGUGAUAAAUUACCAUGUUACUGAUAUCUGCCUUCAUAGUAUAUUAGAUGGAUUAGAUAUAGAGUCUCCCUUAGAUACUACUGUAUCUUCCGUUUUCCAUUUAGAUGUCCAAAAGAGCCAGAAGAUUAAACCUAAUCCAUAAGAAAUUAUAAUUUAUCAUUUUUUACCUGUCCCCUCAGAUAUUUUAAAGAAAAAAAUAGUACUAGCCGGAGUCCAUUUCUACAAUGAUGCAGGGCAAGAAGCUUGUCCAUUACUACUCAUUUAUUAAUAAUGUAUGAAAGUUAAAGGAGCCCAUACCUUUAGAAUGUUGAUGCCAUGGAUGACUUAACCUUUCAUUAGUUAGGGUUAAGAUGGGUACAUAUCAGUUAUUCAACAAAUGAGUAUUACAGUGAUGUUUAACAAUUACAGUGUGUGUCCACUGAUUACCAGUGUCAGAAUCACUUAGUUUAUUAAAAUGCAGAUUUCUAGACUUCAUCCUUCUCCUAUUGAAUCCAGAUAUCAGGAGGGAGCUCACAAAACUGCAUUUCAAAUAAACCCCGCGUGUGAUUCUGGUGCAAACUAAAGGUUGAGAAUCACUGAUUUAUUAUCUUCUGAGUUCAUUAUGCUUAUUCCACUCUAAUUCUUUUGCCCAGGACUCUUGAAAUUUAAGAUCUAGUCUGUGCCCUUAUUAUAAAUGUUAAAGUGGAGGUCAGUAUAAACUGUGAAGGGCCAUAAUUUUUUUAAUCUAUUUGUUGGCUAAUCUGGACUCCCAUAAUGCUAGCAUGGCAAAAGAUUUAACAAAUGUUAUUGUUAAGAGUUUUCACAGAGAUGCAAGAGUCUUACCCAGAGCAAAAGAUUCAGAAAGGAUCCUUUCUUAAGAUCCAAUUUUGUUUUGUUUUCUUUAUCACUGUUUUUUACUUUCUUUUAAGGUGCUGCUGUAUAAACUGUCGUGGUCCCUUGACAUUGGCAACUGUCUAUUCAGACAUCACACUUGGGACAUAGGAACCUUCCCACACUGGAGCCCAGUGCCAUGGGUCCAGGUUCCCUGGUGCACUACAUAUAGUUUCCAGCAAAGGCUGUGCUUCUGCUGCAGGUGCUCCUAGGGAGCUGGAUAUAUUACAGGACAAACCUAAAAUUUAUAAGAUUUAUUAUUAAUAUCAUUAGCUAUUAUGGUUCUGAAAUUUUGUGUUUUCCAGGACAUCAGAAUGGCAACAUACACACAAUUUAUGUAAUCCAGGGUAUCCAUAAGCAUUACCUUUUCCUAGCCUGAAAGAGUGUCCCUCUCUCUAAUGUUCUCUCUCACUAAGCGAGGCAAUCCCUGCUCUCCUCCUUCUCCAGGAAACUCAGCAAACUCUCCAAAAUGAUCUCAGGCUUUCAUGAGACAGUUGUUAACAAGUGCUCUUGUUUCCUUCUAGCUCUGAAAAAGCUAGAGCAAGAAUACAAAGCUUGUCUACCUUUGGGGAAAACUGUAAGAACAACAAAAAUUCAGUAUCUCAGACAUCAGAAUGGCAACAUACACACAUGGUCAGCCCAGUCUUUCUCUGGAAGAUGGAAAACUCAGAAGACCAAUGAUCAUCGAAAUCAUAGAAAAAAAAAUUGAAUAUCUUAGAAAAGAAAAGACUUUAAAUAUAUAUGGCACAGCGUUCCUUGGAACAGCAGCUAGUUUCUCUGGAAUAAUGGCCAACUUCAUUUUCAGACAUUGCUUCAAGGUUAAACAUGAUGCUUUGAAGACGUAUGCAUCACUGACUACACUUCCGUUUUUGUCUACUGUAGUCACUUAUAAGCUCCUUGUAACGGAUGCUUUGUAUUUGGGCAAUAUAAGCCAGGAAAAUUGUGUUCUGAGAAGUUCACUGAUUAGCAUAAUAUGUGGUGUUUUAUAUCCCUGUGGUUUGGCUUUCUCUAAAAAUGGACGCCUUGCAGUCAAGUAUCAUACUGUUCCAUUGCCACCAAAAGGAAGGGUUUUACUUUACUGGCUGCUGCUUUGUCAGACAGAGAUAAAAGCCAUGAUGAUUCCUCUAGUCUUAGAGACGGCCUUUGGAAUAUUUAAUGGUCUACAGCAUUAUGCAAGAUUUGAAAGUAGACGAGAAAACUGUACAUGAAGAUUAAUCAAAGAGUGAAUGGAUACUAAAUCAGCAUAAUGGGGUUUUUUUAUGAUGAGGACUCAGGCAUUGCUGAAGCAGUUAAAAGUAACUCUGGACAAUUUGUUUCUGUUCCUUUGCCUGGUAUACAGUGUACUCAAUAAAUAUUCAGUA
Molecule: messenger RNA, 2529 nt
Organism: Enhydra lutris kenyoni (northern sea otter)
Lineage: Eukaryota; Metazoa; Chordata; Mammalia; Carnivora; Mustelidae
Product: transmembrane protein 126B
Exons: 5
Coding region: 1783-2376 (197 amino acids)
Biological process (GO): mitochondrial respiratory chain complex I assembly
Cellular component (GO): mitochondrion
Source: RefSeq, a predicted model, not a curated record